Tachysurus vachellii is the source of this 3502-nucleotide messenger RNA. It is a transcript of the gene myb, whose product is annotated as v-myb avian myeloblastosis viral oncogene homolog. Lineage: Eukaryota; Metazoa; Chordata; Actinopteri; Siluriformes; Bagridae. Gene Ontology annotation, molecular function: RNA polymerase II cis-regulatory region sequence-specific DNA binding; DNA-binding transcription factor activity, RNA polymerase II-specific. Gene Ontology annotation, biological process: regulation of DNA-templated transcription. The coding region runs from base 245 to 2212 and encodes 655 amino acids. Gene Ontology annotation, cellular component: nucleus. The record is from RefSeq and is a predicted model, not a curated record. The transcript is spliced from 16 exons.
AACGGGGAGGCCGUGCCAGAGCUUUGUCUGAUGGAUGGAUGGUGUGUUUACAGUCUGGCUCACUCCCCCUUAAUGUGAGCUUAAUGUCAGUCCACUUCCUUGUCAUAGCGGAGACCAGGAGCUUAUAGCGAGCACGCCAGCGCGUAUACACACGUAUACACACACACACACACACACACACACACACGCGCGCGCGCGCACUGAGCGCAUUAAACUCCUUUCAUCGCACCUUCCAUCACACGGGAUGGCGAGGCGACCGAGACACAGUGUUUACAGCAGCGAUGAAGACGAUGACGAUGUGGAGAUUUAUGAUCAUGAUUAUGAUGCACCGUUAGCCAAAACGGGAAAACGGCACCUCGGCAAAACACGAUGGACACGUGAAGAGGAUGAGAAGUUGAAAAGACUGGUGGAACAUCACGGCUCAGAAGAUUGGAAAGUCAUUGCCAGCUUUUUGCCUAACCGCACAGAUGUCCAGUGUCAGCACCGCUGGCAGAAAGUCCUCAACCCAGAGCUCAUUAAAGGACCCUGGACCAAAGAAGAAGACCAGAGGGUGAUCGAGCUGGUGCAGAAGUACGGUCCAAAACGCUGGUCAGUGAUAGCGAAGCACUUAAAGGGGCGUAUCGGCAAGCAGUGCCGUGAACGCUGGCAUAAUCACUUAAACCCGGAGGUAAAGAAGACAUCCUGGACAGAGGAGGAAGAUCGCAUCAUCUAUCAGGCCCACGAGAAACUCGGCAACCGCUGGGCCGAGAUCGCCAAACUGCUGCCGGGCAGAACUGAUAACGCCAUAAAGAACCACUGGAACUCUACGAUGCGCCGUAAAGUGGAACAGGAAGGCUAUCUGCAGCACACAUCUAAAGUCAGCUCAUCACAAAUAACCAGCGGAUACACGAAACCGUCCCACCUGCUCAACUACAGCCACACUCCAACCAGCAGCUCCAUGCCAGCCAGCCCCAUCACUAACCAGUACCCGUACUACAUCUCCGACCCACAACGGGUGCCGUUUCCAUUGGCUCUGCAGCUGAACAUUUUUAACAUCCCUCAGCACGGCACUGCAGCUAUACAGAAACACUAUAACGAAGAAGAUCCAGAGAAAGAGAAGAGAGUGAAGGAGAUUGAGAUGCUUCUGAUGUCGACAGAGAAUGAGCUGAAAGGACAGCAAGCACUACCCAUCUCCAUGGCCAGUUACACAUGGGGUCGCGGCUCUUUGACCGACUCCUCUGUAGGCGUGGCUGUCUCCGUCCCAGCCCCGCCCUUGGAGCAGGGCUGCCUACCAGAGGAGAGCGCUCACGGCAACACAAACAGCCCACACAGUAGCAGCGGCACGAACGGCGGCAGCAGCGCAGGCAACAGCGGAGUCCUGGCAGCCUUACCAGAGUUCAUGGACGCCAUCGACUCUAACGUCUCAGCGUUGGAGGACAAGAUCCGCAAUAGGAGUUUGACUAAAGCGCAUAAGGCUGCAAGCUCGAACGGCGACGACGUCGGCUUCUUGACGUCCGCUUGCUCCACGCCUAAGCGUUCUGACACGAGCAGCCUGCCCUUUUCUCCCUCUCAGUUCUUAAACGCUUCUGUGAGUCCAGACUCGGACAGUCAGAGUCUACCCGUCUCACCCUCGGCCGUGUGCUCCCAGAAGCCGCUGCAGCCCGACCUCUCGCUCCACCACCAGAAGGAGAAUGAUAUGUUCAGGACUCCGAAUUUAAGGCGCUCCAUCAUGGAGUGUUCUCCUCGGACGCCUACUCCGUUCAAAACAGCACUGACCCUGCAGGACACCAAAUACGGGCCGCUGAAAAGGGCUCACAGCCCUCCUGUAGACGCGGUAGUCGGCGGAAUUAAGCAGGAGCCUCAGGAAUGUGAAGUGAGCGUCGGAGGAGCACAUAAUGAGCAGCUUCCACUCAAGAAGAUUAAACAAGAGGUUGAACCGACUUGUCUGCAGUGGGAAGGACAGAAUCUUCAUGCACAGCUUUUUUCUUCAAGUGGCCCCACACACAAUAUGCCGGACCUGCUGACGAGCUCACUGCUGAUGCUGCCCGGGUCGGAGAAGAGCGAGGACGCUCAUAAAGCCGCCCAGAUGCCCCGCAGGACCCUGGCGAGUCCGGUGCAGCACGUGGGCACAUGGGAGCAGGUGCUUUGUGGGAAGACCGAGGACCAGCUUCUGCCCUCGGAGACGCCACACAAAUACCUCAACAACUUCUGCCCCCGCACGCUGGUCAGGUAGGAGACACGCGGGGAGUGUCGAGGCGCGAGGUCAAGAGACCGAAGACAAUCAUUCUACAAUAAUGGAAAGAGAAAAAAACACUCCAUGGCCGCUCCUUAGGCGGGGUUGAGUCAUUGUGGUACAUGAUUUGGGAGAGGCGUAGAGCCAUUCAUUUGACUGCACAACCAUCAAUUAAGUUGUGCUUUUCCGUGUUGGAUGUCAGCCAACCAAAGAAAACGAAACUGGUUUUGUUUUAUGUUUGUUUUUUCUACUUUUUCUAUUCUGUUUGUCGUCUUUUAUAUUUGAAUAAUAUUGUAUUAUAUAUUUUGUAUUAUACGUGGGAAAAUGAACUGUCUAUGAGGGCUCUAAUUGUAUGGAUUUUAAUAUAAAUAACAAUUUGUAAUAAUUUAUUAUUUUGUAUUAAGAAUAAUUAAAACUAUGACGGGCGCAUUUGUCAGUGUUGGAUCCCAGUAUUCGAGCAUCCUGCUAAUUUUAUUUAGUCUACCGUGCUUUAACUGUAAGGAGCGUGUUUCCUUCGAGCAUUACCAUGAUUUACACACCUGUAGCCCAGCAGUGCUGCCUCACAAAUCACGCAAAGAUGUUUAAGUAACCCAAAGCACUGAUAGUGCCUCAUAGUUCACAUUGCCAAGUUCGGAAAUAACGCGUGUCCUUUAACGAGGCACUCGUCAUUUCAAAGUGUUACCAUUUCAAAAUUGAAAAGAAACAAAAAAAAAAAAAAAAACAAGUAAAAAAACGCCCAGGAUUCGAUUCGCAUCCUGUUAGCACUAUCUUAAACUCGAUCAACAAAAGCUAGAAAAGCAAAAUUUCAAUUGAACAAAAUAAGUGUUGUUUUUUUUUUUACAAUUUUCUACCAAGCUAAAAAGCAAACAAACAAAAAAACCCCCCCACAAAUAAAAGGUUUACCAAGCGUGCUUUCAUAUCAAAGGCCUCAGUGACAAAAAAAAGAGCUUUUGAUUUGAUGAGACAUUUCUUUACACUUAAUUUCAUAUUUCAUAACACUGUUUUUUUUUAAUACUCCAGCAUGUUGACGGUAUUUUACGAACACUGAAUUUUUGUUUCUGAAUAACUGUGCCUUUUCUUUGUGAUACUAUUAUAUGCUUUUUAUACCAAGACUAUUGUGGCCAAUCAAAAAUAUUUAGCGGUAACGUUUUUUGUUAUUUGCUGCCUUUUUUUGUAUUAGCGGAAAGUACAAACACUUUUUUUUUAUAUACAUGAGACAUUUUCUACACGUUUUUUUUAAUGUGUCUUUUUUUUAAAAACUGCCAUGUGAAUAAAGUGUGUUUUUGGAAC